UUUCGUACAACCGGUGGUAGAGAAAUCAGUGUAGUUUUCACUUUCGUGGAAUUAAAAAUAAAAGUAAAAUCUUAAUAUUGUGCGGAAAUUCUAUAACAAUUUUUAAUAUUUAUAUUACGUGAAACUUAGUGAAUUUAACACAAUUGGCGUAGUAUUUAUACUUGGUUUUGUCGCAAAACAAUAGUAUUGGAGACAAAAGAGUGAACCGUUUACGCUUGGAAAAGAGCCACAAAAGUUAAAAGAGAACUGUAUCUGAGCUUUCUUGCGUGGUUGUUUAUUUGGUGGCAGCUUUAAAUUAUCGAUUAGUAAAAUGGCAGACGAAGACUUAUCGUUAAACGAAGAUCAACUGCUGGACAAUCUUGAUGAGGCAAAUGGCGAGCACGAAGCAGAACUAAUGAACGAAAACGAGGAGGAAGCCAAUAUGCAAAUCGAUCCUGAACUGGAAGCAAUAAAGGCGCGAGUUAAGGAAAUGGAGGAGGAAGCCGAAAAAAUUAAACAAAUGCAAUCCGAAGUGGACAAACAAAUGGCUGGUUCUACAACAGGAUUGGCCACAGUGCCAUUAUCUUUAGAAGAAAAACAAGAAAUUGAUACACGUUCAGUAUACGUGGGUAAUGUUGACUAUGGCGCUUCCGCUGAGGAGUUAGAAUCACAUUUUCAUGGUUGUGGAACCAUAAACCGUGUGACUAUACUAUGCAAUAAAGCUGAUGGUCACCCCAAAGGCUUUGCUUAUAUUGAGUUUGGUUCAAAGGAAUUUGUUGAGACAGCAUUGGCUAUGAAUGAAACUCUUUUUAGAGGUCGCCAAAUUAAGGUCAUGUCAAAGCGCACUAAUCGGCCAGGAUUGUCUACGACAAAUCGUUUUGCACGCGGAAGUUUCCGUGGCCGAGGAGCUCGCAUAUCACGCGCUUGUUGUCACACAUCGUUCCGUGGUUCACGUCGUCCAAUAAGGGGUUAUCGCGGACGUGCAAAUUACUAUGCACCAUACUGAUUAAUGUUUUACUCUUACUUUUAAGCCACUUAGUCGGAACCACUGAUGUCGGAGCACUACAGAAUUUAGCUGUCAUACAAACUUACCGAUCAGAAUCACAAAUUUCGCGCAGUACGCUGGCCUUCUGGUCAAGUCACCAACUUCGGACCUCUAAAAGAGCUCAACUAGGCAGCGUGAUUCUCAGUCUCAUCAGCCCCAUCCCGCACCUUCAUAUUGCUUCAAUCCUCGUCUAUUGGUAACUCCUGGCCGCUCGCACCGUCCGCUCCGUGUAUUUGACCGAAAUACGACCGAAAUACGACCGAAUAUUACAUCCAUCAGGCGAAAAUGACAUCCAAAAAUAGCGUCGCCGAACAGCUCCAACGUGCGACAACUGUUUCUGCGGGCUCUACUGCAAUGGUCUUAAGAUCGAGGAGAUAGGCGAUUUUAUGAGGAGGGAAGCAGCAAAAAGCCGUUAUGUCUAUGGUUUUGUGGUUUAUGGCGAGUAAAUGAUGGCGGUCCAGCCAAAUCGACGCAGGGGUACUAUCCGCUAUCCGCUCAGGCGAUGGCGAGCUCGAAUUAUUUAAUAUAUAUAGUUACAUGCUGUCUAACACGAGGAACAUAGAUGCGCUACUUAGUGCUGAGGACCGAUGGGUACUUGGCAACUUUAACGCGCAGCAUGAUUUUUGACAAACGAUCAUGGCGGGAAAGAGCUUGCGGAAAAGAUUGAAGAUUCGACAUUCUGCAUAACGAAUGUUGAAGCCGUCCCCGGAAUCAAAGGCAAUGGAUAAUAAUUCGCCUGGUAGUGGUUUGAUAAAUAGCAUAACUUGCCGAUCAAUGCUAAUUCUGGCAUUAGACCAUUUGCCUAUAGUUAUCACGAUCGAAAAACCCCCCACUUUAUUCCUGCGGACCAUCGGACCUUCUUAAACUUUAACAAAGCUAACUGUAUCGGCUUCACAGAAUUUACUUAAAACACCUUUGCCGCUCAUUUAUAUGGACGUAAUCACUGACGAGCGUCAAAUUCGCAAUGCGAUUAAUUGCGGUUGUUGUUGUGGUGUUUGUAGCGGCAGAAAACAGAAUGAUAGUCCUUGGUCGGUUAAAAAUCCGGGUCCGUUCCGGUUGCUUAGACCUGACUGUCGAGGGAACGGGGUUGUUCGUUUCAUUCCGGCUGGAAAAACCUCUGAACCUCAGACCUAAUUUCCAAGCCGCUGAAGUUAUUUUAGCAAACGAGCCCCCAUAAGAUAUUUGGAUAUUCGGCAAAUAUUAAAUCAACAACAUGAGCAGACGAAACCGGGUUGAAAUUCAAUUCAAUGGCCGUGUCUCUUCCUUAUAUAUACCAAAACUGGCAUACAAUCAAACCCGUCAAAAUUAAGUCCUUGUAUGGAGAACUUUUUUAUUUGUCAAAUGGUCAUCAGGAUUAUUUGUUGUCGUUAUUCCAAAUAUCUGCCACACUGCUGAAGAUCACUUGAUGGUUGUAUUUACUUUGACAGCUCUAAAAACAUCAUAUAUACGUAUAACAUUUCGUAUAUACCUAUUUAUAUGUUUGUGAAAUCGCCAAAUGGUACAAAUAUGAAUGAACGCAAGCUUUAUUUGAAUUUUAUUUAUUCAUUGUUUCCAAUCAAUUUUGGACAAAUUUUGUAUGAGUUCUUUUAUUGUAACUUACAUGUAAUUAUUUAGUUGAAGAUAAAUUCCUUUUUUCUCAUUUUGAAUAUUUAAAAUAUUUUAUAAUGUUUGGUAUUGUUGUAUAUUUGUAUGUAUGUAAUUGUUGUUUGUGCUAUAAAAUGGUUCGAUUAAA
Molecule: messenger RNA, 2756 nt
Organism: Bactrocera neohumeralis
Lineage: Eukaryota; Metazoa; Arthropoda; Insecta; Diptera; Tephritidae
Gene: Pabp2
Product: polyadenylate-binding protein 2
Exons: 6
Coding region: 311-985 (224 amino acids)
Molecular function (GO): RNA binding
Source: RefSeq, a predicted model, not a curated record